This is a messenger RNA of Exophiala dermatitidis NIH/UT8656, 4220 nucleotides long. RefSeq lists its product as uncharacterized. Lineage: Eukaryota; Fungi; Ascomycota; Eurotiomycetes; Chaetothyriales; Herpotrichiellaceae. The transcript has 7 exons. Bases 216 to 3608 code for a protein of 1130 amino acids. Gene Ontology annotation, biological process: nuclear-transcribed mRNA catabolic process, nonsense-mediated decay. Gene Ontology annotation, molecular function: RNA binding; protein binding. Gene Ontology annotation, cellular component: exon-exon junction complex; cytoplasm. The record is from RefSeq and is a predicted model, not a curated record.
CCAUCAUCGCGGGCGGGAUCCUCAAGUCCAUGUCAAGGCGGAGUGAAGACACAUUUUACGACCACCGCUGCACUUCAAUGAGUGAAGCCAGGUUGAUGUGAUUAUACGCAGUGUAUUCUGCCAGUUGACGUAACGAGGCAGAGUCACUGACCUCUCAAACCUUUACUCUUCGUCAUGCGAGCGUCAGCACAUCCUUUACAACAUCGCGGGCCAUCAUGGACCGCAAGCGCAAGAGAGAGCUACGUGACUUGAAUCUGCGCGUCUGGGCAGGCACAAAGGAUGUUUACGAGGUAGCACCAUCUCUAGACUCGUCUCUCAAGAAGAACACCGCUUUUAUCAAACGUCUACGAACCGGUCUCUCUUCCACAUCACAGGACACGUUUCUUUCCGAAGUUCGCACGUUAUCCCUCCAAAAGUACCUCUCGGAGAUCAUCUCUGCCACGGCGGAAGGGUUAAGCAAACUUAAGACUGCGAGCGAGAUUUCGACCGCGGUCGAGGUGGUCAGUGCCCUACACCAGCGAUUCGGGCCUUCAGAGUUCACGAAACAGUUGGCAUGGCUUCUUGGCAAGGGGUUGACACCCCCGGACAAGGCUCAGAUGAAGCUCUGGAGUCCAGAGGUCCGGGAACGGGAGGAGAAAGAGCGUCUUUCGCGUCAUCGGAUCCUCCUCCGCGUGGUCACCGAGUUCUGGAUAUGUGGCAUUCUUCGCAGUCUAAACGAUGUCGAUCGGCCAGAUGAGAGCUUAGCGCGCGGGAAGGAGGGUCAGCUACAGUCGGAAUCUAAACCAAAGGCGGCCACAAACGGAACUCGUCCCGACGCUCAGAUCGAAAAUGAGCCCUUCCCUUUGGAAGUGUUGAAAGAACUGCUUGGUCAUGAUCCUGAACAUGCCAAUCUAGGACUGGCGGUCCUGUUUGUGAAGAACUUUGCCUGGGAUGUUCUUGGGCUCAAGCCACCGUCCGAUGAAGCUAGAAAAACUGGAGAUGCCGACGGUACGACUGCAGAAGCGCCAAAGGAGGGUGCGGUUGCCAAUGGUUCAAGCGACGAGGAGCAACCGAUCAUUCCGCAAUCCAUUCGGCAAAGGUUCAUUAACGUUCUCGACCGCUAUCUGGGGAGUGUCAAGAGUCAUGUCAUCCGGAACCAAAAGCUGUUGACCAGCCAAGGCCGUCGAAAUGCAGAAGCGUAUGUCAAGAGCGGUGAAAUCUUCGAGGACAGACAGGCCAACUACGAGAAGCAGUUGAAGGCUCAAGAAAAAUUGGUUGCUGGUGCCCAGGUUCUGUGUGAUGUGCUAGGACAAGAAAUGCCCGAGCUUGCUGAGCAAGAGAACGCGGAUAAUGCAACGGCUAGUGGCGUCGGAAUGAUCAAGACAGGCGACUAUCUCAAAGGGUCAGCUGAAGGUGCCGGCAUCUGGGAGGAUGAGGAUGAACGCCGCUUUUACGAGAACCUGAUGGAUCUCAAAGGUCGGGUACCUAGUAUUCUCCUCGAGGACGCAAAGAAGAAGUCCGAAUCCGACGAGCGAACUGAUCCGAGUGCUGCUGCAACUGAGAACGGUGCGGGCAAACCAUCUGAGAACGAUGAUCAGACAACGGCAAUUGCAAACAAAACUGUUGGCGCCCAAGUUGAUGCUCUCCUGCUGCGUCUCCCGGAAUUGCAGACCAAGGAUAUGGUUGACCAGGUGGCGCUGGACUUUUGUUUCCUCAACUCCAAGGCUUCUCGCAAUCGUCUUAGUAAAGCUCUCCAGGACAUCCCCAGAGGUAGGACGGAUUUACUACCUUUCUAUGCCCGCCUUGCGGCCACCUUGGGGCAGUAUAUGCCAGACAUCGUGCAAGGCCUUGUGGCACACCUCGACGAGGAGUUCCGAAGCUUGCAGAGACGCAAAACCAAGGAUUUCCUUGGUCAGGCCCGGCUGAUGAAUAUUCGUUAUCUCGCGGAGUUGACAAAAUUCGGUGUCGUCCCAGAGCACGUCAUCUUCCACUGUCUCAAAGUCAGCUUGGACGACUUUUCCCGGAUGAACAUUGAAAUCAUUGCGCAUUUACUUGAGAAUUGUGGCCGCUACCUUUUGCGCAGUCCUGAGACGGCCCCUCGAAUGGCCUCGUUUCUCGAGACACUGAGUCGCAAAAAGUCCGCCCAGCACAUGGGUGCUCAGGAACGUAUGCUGAUCGAGAACGCGUUGUAUUAUGUGGAUCCUCCGCAGAGGGCAGCCAUCCAGCAGAAGGAGCGUACUCCUGUGGAACUCUUUGUGCGCCAGCUGAUCUAUGUGGACUUGACCAAACGCAACUACAUGAAGGUGCUGAAGACCCUUCGCAAACUUCAUUGGGAGGAAAAGGAAGUCGUCGACCUCCUCGAGAAGAUCUUCAGCAAGCCGGGCAAAGUCAAAUACAGCAACAUCCAUCUCCUGGCAGUGUUACUCCAGGGCCUGUUUCGCUACCACCAGGACUUUGCGAUCGGAGCCAUCGACAACAUUCUUGAACAAAUCACGCUUGGUCUUGAACAGAAUGAUUUCAAGUUCAACCAACGGAGAAUAGCGGAAGUCAAGUAUCUGGGCGAGCUGUACAACUACAAAAUGAUCGAUUCGACGGUUAUAUUCGAUACUUUGUAUCGAAUCGUGACUUUUGGUCAUGAAAGCGGAACACCACAGCCUGACAAUUUCACCCCGUUUGACCCUCCCGACGACUUCUUUCGAAUACGGUUGGUUUGCACUAUCCUCGAUACUUGCGGAGUGUGCUUCGACAGGGGUAGUUCUCGUAAGAAGCUCGACUUCUUCUUGACCUUCUUCCAGUACUACAUCCUGAUCAAGGAUCCCCUUCCCAUGGAGAUUGACUUCUUGGUACAAGACACCUUUUCGCUUGUGAGGCCGAAUUGGAAGCUUGUGACCGAUUUGCCUGAAGCCGCAAGGUUAUUCGCCGAAGCCGUGAAUGCAACAUACAAGCAGCAAGGGACCGAGAAAGCCGUUGAACAAGUGGAUGACAAUGAUGAGUCAGGAUCCGAGGAAGGUGAGGCCGAUGCCGAGCUCGAGGCAGAGUUUGCUGAAUCUUCAGACGAGGAAGGCGAGGCCGCGGCGGCUGAAGAUGAGGCCGACGAAAAGGGCCAUCGGGAUUCAGAGGAGGAAGAAGAGCAGAUUGUCGUUUUACGUCAAGAAGAACAGGUCGACCCAGAAGAAGAAGCCGAGUUUGAACGGGCAUUCGAGAAGAUGAUGGCGGAAAGCCUAGAUUCUCGCAAAUUUGAGCGGAAGGCUCAAUUCGACGUGCCCCUUCCGAUCCGUAAAAUCCAGCGAGCACCAGUCGACGCAAACGACGAAGAAGCACCCGCCGAAGUUCGAACUGAGCCCAACACAAUGGCAUUUUCAUUAAUGACCAAAAAGGGAAAUCGACAACAAACUAAGACGAUUGAAUUACCAUCCGACUCGAGUUUCGCGAUUUCCAUGAAAUCGCAACAAGCAGCCGAAAGAGAGGAACAACAGCGCAUCAAGAAUCUGGUCUUGAACUAUGAUCUGCACGAUGAUCAACACGAUGGCCCAGAUCCCUUCGACCGGACUCUUAGCCGAGCCGAGAGAGCAGGACGGCACACCGCCCGUGCAAGGAGACUCAAUCUUAAAGAUGUGGACUGGACAUGAAGCAGCGAGUAUCGCAACCGUAAAAAACCCAACCAGAGCUACAAGCCACCUUGGUGGCAUGCAUGAUCCAGAGCAUCGACGACAAUUCCUGCGGCGAUGUCAUACACCGAGCGACACUCCAGCGUAAGACGAUGUCCUAUUCCAUCAGCACAGGACCGUUCCGAACCACCAGGGAACCACCAGGUCUGUAUUACCUCCAUUGGGAUCCACCAUGUGCAACGUCCAAUGCGGGCGCCCAUAGGCACCCCUUACUACCCAGGACUCCGGACAGGCCGCCAAAGCUAAGGAUUGGUGUAUGGGAGAGGUCGUCGACAUCCCGACGGUGCACUUCAUGUACGUGAAGGGAAGAUACCAUAGCCAUAGCACUGAGCGGUUUGUGCCGCAGACAGCUACAGUCAAGAUGACCCAGGGACGCGAAAGUGAACGUAUGUUGCGGGAAAUAAACCCGUGCCUCAGUUGUACUGGGACUUGCUAGCAGCGUGUGCUCCCUGAGCGGCAGAUGGAACGCCAAAGACAUGGCAUCAUUUGGCACAGUGAGGAGUGAAUAAAGAAAGAAUCAAUUAGACUGAUAAGAAUCGUAGUAAUCCAACCGCGGUUUGGUUCUUGCCUCUG